CAAAAGACCAUUUUCAUUUCUUCACGACAAAAUCUCAAUACUUUUUCUCAUUUAUUUUCCCUUUCUCUCUCUAACUCCCCAUUUCUGUGUUGAGAAAAGCUGCCUGGGUGCUUAGGCUAGAACUGGCUAACUCUCAGGAAACUCUGGAAGACAGUGAUUCCAGUAAUAGAAGGGUGGUGCUCGCCCUCUAUGAAGCCCUGAGCUCGCGUGACGUACGCACGGUGCACCAGAUUGUAGCUCCGGACAUCGAGUGGUGGUUCCAUGGUCCGCCGACCCACCAGUUCUUGAUGCGCCUCCUCACCGGCGACCAAAACGAAUCGUUUCAAUUCAGUCCCCAGUCCAUCGACUGCUUCGGGCCCACCGUCCUCGUCGAAGGCUGCGACCGAGAUUGCUCCAUCUCGUGGGUCCACGCUUGGACCGUCACUCAUGGGAUAGUCACCCAGGUCAGGGAGUACUUCAACACUUCCCUCACCGUAACCCGCCUCGGUAACAACACCUCUCCCUCUUCCUCCGCUCAAUCCUCGCCGUCCAGCUUCUCUUCCAAGUCCUCCUCAUCGACGGCCGAGAUUACAUCGUUCCAUUGCCCGUCCGUUUGGGAGAGCAGCGUCUCCGAUCGGGUCGGGAAGUCCGUGCCGGGUCUGGUCCUCGCAAUCUAAAGACCACAAUAAUCCCCUGCGGGCCCCUGUGCAGCGGGAUUCUACUUUAAGUAUUUACUAAUUACUAAAUAAGAGGGUGCUGACGUGUAGGCACCUUAUGGGCUGAAUCUACUGUGAAAUUGCGGUGCCGUAGUAGAAAUGUAAGCCCCUUGCUAUGUGUUGUUUGGUUUGUUUGUGGUUGUUUUUGCGUUUUAGUUUGUUUUUGGUUGUUUGUGUCUCUGGUUCUGGUGUUGGGUGGAGCCAAUGGGGUUGAGGAAACUCUUUUGGUCAUAUCCUGAAGCGUCUGUAGAAUUAUGGUACUCUCCUUUUUCAAUAAAGACGUGUUUGUUUAAUAUC
Prunus dulcis (almond) is the source of this 992-nucleotide messenger RNA. Its product is annotated as wound-induced protein 1. NCBI's taxonomy places the organism in Eukaryota, Viridiplantae, Streptophyta, Magnoliopsida, Rosales, Rosaceae. Bases 288 to 656 code for a protein of 122 amino acids. The record is from RefSeq and is a predicted model, not a curated record. The transcript has a single exon.